Fonticula alba is the source of this 9162-nucleotide messenger RNA. RefSeq lists its product as hypothetical. The record is from RefSeq and is a predicted model, not a curated record. Bases 1 to 9162 code for a protein of 3053 amino acids. The transcript is spliced from 4 exons. Lineage: Eukaryota; Rotosphaerida; Fonticulaceae.
AUGGUGACGCCGAUCGCGGUGCCCGGCGUGACGCCGGGCUCGAAUUACCCGCUCCCGGGAGGCCGGAGCUCCCCGUCCGGCGGUGGCCACCAUCGUAUCCCGAGCUUCGGCACGUCGGCCACGCCAACGGCCACCACCCCGCCCGGGGCCAGCUCCUACACCCCCGGGCACCCCUCCGGCGCCGGGCCGGACACCUGCAAGACCUUCUGCACCGAUGGCCCGGUGCGGCCCUCCCGCAGAUCCAACUAUUACUACAUCGAGCCGAUGAUCGAUGACAUCAAGGAGCGUGUCCUUGCCGGGCAGAAUUCCAUCGUCACCGGCCCGCGCGGGAGUGGCUGCUCCACAUCGGCCCUGGCGCUGGCGCAUUGGUGGUCUGAACGCGGCCCGGCUCUUGUCAUCACCCUUCCCCAAAGCGGGGGAAAUGCCCUGCUCGGGAGCUACUUCCACCCGCAGGUUCCCUCAUCCUGGUGCUGCUGCGCCCCUCCCGGGCGCCAAGCACAGCUCCGCCAGCAGCACAUCUUCAAGCCCUCCUCGCCCAGUCCGCCCGCCAGUGCUGGCACCCAGCCGCCGGACGGCGACUCUGCGGCCCCGUCGCCGCUGUCGCCCCUGCUGCAUGGCGAGGGGAUGGCCGGGGCGGCGUCCGGCCGUGGCCCCUCCCCCGGGCCACAGGGGCUCGGCGGGGGUCGGCCGGCGGCCGGCCGGGCCCCUCCCUCCGGGUCCGUCGGCGCUUGCACCGCCACCGGGGCCUUUCACGACCCGGCCGUCUUCUGGCAACAGUUGAAUGCCCACAUCUCGGCCUCGAUGCUUCACCUGGCCCCGGGGUCCGUCGCUGCCGGGCUCCACCCGCCGGGCCAGGUGUCGCCCGUCCCCGGGCCCGUGUCCGACCACCCCCUGCACCCACGCCGCCAGGCAUCCUUCCACCAGCAUCUUCACCCGGCGGCGAUUGCCACCAGCACCACCAUGGCCAUGGGCGAUGCCCAUGCCUCUGGGGGCGAUGGGCCGGCCGGGCAGGAGCCGCCCGGGCCGGCAGCCGCGGCUGCGGCCUUCCGCCGUUCGGCCUCCUUCGGUGCCGGGCGGUCAACACCGCCGGGGCUGUCGUUCCCUGGCCCGGCGGCCGGGCCCGGGCCCGGGCCCGGGGCCGGGGCCGGGGCCGGGGCCGGGGCCGGCUUCCCGCCCGGGGCCGCCACGCCGCCCUUUCUCCUGUCGCCGACGUUGCCGGCGGCCGGGGCCGGGCUCGAGGCCAGCCUGGCCUGGUUCAAGGCCAUCUUCGCGGCGGGCGGGCCUCUUGGGGCCAUUUCCGAGUCGCUGGCCACCCCGGGCCCCGGCGACCUGGGCAUGGAGGACGAGCUGUCGCGCUGGCACCGGCCGGAUUGCGAGCAAGGUGGCCAGCCUGCUGGCGGGCGGCCCGGGGCCGGGCCGGGCCCUGGCCCGGAGGGCGGCUCCUCCGGUCUCCGACGGGCGGCAUCGGAUUCCGAGCUGCCGACCCGGCUGCUGGCAGGCGCUCCGGGGGGGCCGCCGCUGGCGUCGCCACGUUGCGCUCGGCGCGGGCCGGCCUGGCGGUCCUUGGACGAUGUCCAGCCCCCGGGGAUGGCCCGGCCGCAGGCGGCCUGCUCCUGUCCCCCGGCCUCGGCUCGGACGCUGCUCAUCAUCGACGGGGUGGAUGCCCUGUCGCGGUGCGCCUCUCCGGCGGUCAUCGAGAGCUUUGCCCGGGCGCUCAGCUCGGCACACUGGUCCGGGGACCCGGGGCAGGUUCUGCGCUCGGUGGUUCUCUUUGGCUCGCCGCGAUCGUGCGCCCGGCUGCUGGCGUGCGACUUGCAGCGGCCGAUCCCGGUUGCCACGGACCCCGGCUCCGGGGGGGCUCCCCCGCCGGUGGCCAGCCCCGUGCCCCGGGGCAAGGUGUGCACCGCGUGCGCCCAGACGCGCCUGGCUCUGCUCCGGGUGUGGCCUCCCGGCUCGCGCGUGCGCCUACGCCUGUGGGGCCCGGAGCAGGUGGCCGCCCUGCUGGAGCAGGUGUCCCACGACCGGGGCUGGACCUUCGGCCGGUCCUCGGCCGAGGCCCUCCCCACGACGAUGCUGUCCUUCCGGUCGGAUGCCGGGCUCCAGCGGGAAGGCCUGUCGGCGCCGGCCCCCGCCGCGGUGGAUGGGGGUGGCGGAGGUGCCCUCCCCGCGGCCGGGCCCCAGCGCCCGCCGGUGCUCGGGCUCCCUGGCGAUGGCGAUGCCAUUGCCGUGGACAUUUGUGCCCGAACUGGUGGCCACCCCGGGCUGGCGGUCACUUGUGUGCAGAUGCUGACGGCUGCCGCGUCGGCCCUGCGUCCGGCCGGCGGCGGGGCCGCCCAGGCUCCGGGCUCGGCCGGGAAUCCCUCGGGGGCGGGCAGCGCCGCGGCGGGCCCGGGAUCGGCCAACGCCCCCGGGGCCGCCGCCGCCGCCGCCGCCGCCGCCGCCGCCGCCGCCGGAAUGGACCCCAGCAGCCCGGGCACCUCCGGCGGCCUCGGGCGAUCGCACAGCGCCGAUGUCCUCCGCCGGGUGGACGCCGCCGGCCGGGCCGCCUCGCCGACGCCCAGCCCGGCGGAUCACCUCCUGUCGCACUCGCGCUCCUCCGGCACGGACCUGACCCUGCUGGAGGCGGGGGAUGCCGGCACCGGGGACGCCUCCUCCCCCUCGACCUCGGGACGGGUGUGCUAUCGGCUCUGGCUGACAACCUCCCUGGGGCUGGCACGCGAGGCGUCCCUCCUGCCCAUUGGCCGGGCGCUGUGCACGGUGGUGCGGAUUCUGGCGCGCACGCCGCCGGGCCGGGUGCCGGACCCCCGUGCCACCGGGGCCACCACCCCGGCCUCGGCCCUGACCCCCGGCCGGCGGCUGGUUCACUCGGCCUCGACCAGCCUCCUGAGCUCGGUACCGCCGCCCUGCGGCGGGGGCCCCGGCAGCACGGUCACCAGCCCCGGGCUCGGGGCGAUGGCCGCCGGGGGCCCCCUGGUCCCGGGGAUCCUGCAGCCCGGCGUGGCGGUCCUCAGCCGGCUGCUGUCCAAUGGCCAGUAUGAAACCCGCACGGCCACCGAUUGGCGCAUCCUCUCGGCCCUGGAGGACGUGGGCCUGGUCCGGCCGGUGGCCCUGUCCGCCGGGCCGCGGCCGAAUGUCAUCUUCGCCCCGUCCGGGCCGUUCACCCUCUCGGUGCUUGGGUGGCUGCUGUUUGGCGGCCAGUCGCCGGAUUUGCCGCUGCCAGACCCGGCACCGGACCUCUUCACCGCGGCCGGCAGCCAGCUGGAUGCCUUGCGCGCGGACUCCGACCUGUCGACGGCCAUCAUCGCGGCCUCCCUGCGCUCGGCCCUGGUGGCCUCGCUCUUUGCCGGGUGUGUGUUCAGCCCGCGUGGGUCCGGGGCCGCGCAGGCCGGUGGCUGCCUCGCGGGGUCUCUGUCCCUGGGGAAUCUCCUGUCCGGUGGGAGCGGGCUCGACUCCCUGAGCCCGGCCAGUCCGCUGUCGCCGCUGAGCCCGGCUGCUGGCACGGCCGGCGGGCAUUCUCCGGCCGCCGGGGCCGGCGGGCGCCUGUCACCGCUCCCGCGUUUGGCCAAGCCGAGCCCCGGCAGCCGCCAUGCCCGGUCGGAGUCGGUGCCCAUCGGCGUCCGGAUGCAGGGCGCCGAUGCUGCAGGCGAGCCGCCCUCCCCGCUGGCCGAGGCGCCGCCCACGAUGAGAUACCUGACGCCGGGGCCCAUCGCCGGCGGGGCCGGUGGCCCCGGCACCGGGCCUGUCUUGCCCCCGGGACAGGGGGCGCCCCUGCUGGCCGGACUGCGGCUGGCCCAUUCGGUGGGCGACCUGGCCCCGACACCCGGGGCCGAGGAUGCCCAUUCGGCCGGCGGCGCCACCACCCCCGACCAGGGGUUCCCCCCCGGGCACCGGGGCCCGCCGAGCCGCUUUCACCUGCGCAUGAGCCCGCCCCUGCCGCUGAACAUCGAGCAUCUGCCCACCCGGUCGGACUUGAGCUGGAUGUCGGCCCCGGCGGCGGCCGGGCUGGCCGCGGCGGCGGUCCUCCGAGCUCGCAGCCAGCGCUGGGCCCAGGGCGGCGCGUCGGCCAACCCGUGCCUCGCGGCGGCCACGGCCCCGCCGUUUGGCGGGCUGACCGAGCGCACCUUCCGCGACGCCUGGUCCUCGACCCCUCCGCCCAUCGGGGUGCCUUCGAUCGUGCGGAUGUUGGUGUCGGCGCCGGAGCACCCGGGGGGGUGGCCGGGCGCCGGCGGCGGCCCCGCCACCGGGCUGCGCCACCCCGGCGCCCCGACGCCCGACCGGCUGGACUUCCCGCCGGGGCCCGGGCGCUCGGCCACCGGCAGCUCCACCGGGCUGGCCGGGCCAUCCGGGCCACCGAGUCCCACUUCCCCGCGCACGGGCACCCCGGCGGCCGCCCCCCGGCCGCUUCCGCUCUCCACGGCGUCGGUCUUCUUCGAGGCCUUCUCCGUGUGCCUCCGGUGGCCGUGGCUCUUGUCCACCCUGGAGUGGACCCGGCCGGGCCCCUCGGAGGCGGCUGACGUGCCGCCGGGGUCCGCCGACCCGGCCGGCCCCCGGUCCGGGGUCUACCUGACCCCGGGGUCCCUCUUCCGCGUGGUGCCCGAGGUGUUUGCCGCGCCGCGCAGCGACACCGGGCUGGACCUCCAGGCCGCGGCCGAUCAGUCCCGCUGGCCGGUCCUGCCGGAUGCAGCCUCCCACGAGGAGGAUCCCCUGUGUGCGCUGUUUGUGGUGGAUCCCGGCAUGACACGCUGUCACCGGAUCAUCUUCUUCACGGCAGACCCCCAGCGACACUUGCGCCUGAUGGCCAACAUCCGGGCGGCCUAUGCGCCCCGGUCAUCGCCCAUCAUCUUCCAAGUGGGCUGCUUCACCUCGCCAUCGCCCUUUUCCGAUGUGCCAGGCUUGCGCCCAUCGGCAAGCCCCUCGCCGGGCCGCGGCCCGGGGCACAUGCGCACCACCUCCCCCGGCCGGUCGCCGCUCGGCACCGAGGCCCCCCUGAGCGCAGAUGAUCGACCGGACGCCCGGCCCGAGGCUCGGCCUCCGGCCCUUUCGACGCCCGAGUCUCGGGCCAUGCCGACCUGCUCGACGCUGGUGGUCGGCGUGCCGACGGUGCCUCGGCCAGCCGACAUGCCGGGGCCCGGGCCAGACCCCCGGGGCCCGGGCCCCGGCAAAUUGCCAUCCUCGGCCUCCGGCAUGGAGCCUGCCGGGGGCUCCCCGGCGGCGGCCGGCAGCGCCACUGCUCCGGCCUCUCGGCCGCCGGUGACCUCCUUCUCGGCUGGAGCCAGCCCGGUGAACCAGAGCACCCGGUCGCUGGGCGGCCUUCCCCCGGCCCCGGGGGCCUCCCCCGCCCUGGGCACCCUGCUGAAGACCGCCUCCGAGCCGGGGAUGCGCUCGGUCAGCAGCAUCCCCCCCUCGCCGAGCCCGGGGUCGGAGCGCUGCCUCACCCCGGACGGCGGGUCCUCGUCGGCCGACAGCGGCAGCCCGGCCACCAAGGCCCAAUACCGGAAUCGCUUCAGCAGCUUGAGCAAGCGCCUGCGGUUGUCCUUCUCGCGGCUGCACAAAUUGUCCUUCGCCUCCGGCGUGGCUGGGGCCCCGGGCGGGCCGACCGCCCCCGGACCCGGCGCCGGCCCGAACCCGCUGGCAGAGCCGUCGGACAUGGCCGGCCGCGGGGGAGGGCCCGCCGGGGGAGGGCCCGGCCACUCGGGGCUCGGCCCGUCCGAGGGCACGGCCCCGCGCUCUCGGACACCGGGGAAGCCAUUGUUGCUGGCCUCACGCUCGCAUGCGUCCCUGCCCCCGGCAUCGGACCCGGCGGCGCCCUCGCCCUCGCGAUCCCUGCCGGCGGCCGCCUCCUCGCCGAUGCUGCUGACUCCCCUGUCGGCGGGUGGGAGUGCCAGCGCCGGCCGGUCGCCCGAGCAGCCGGCCGACAUGGCACUGGUCACCCCUUCGCCGGUGGAGUCGCGCCUCGCGCCCCGGGCUCCGGCCGUUCGGAGUCUCGGCCUGGAUCCCGGCAGCCCGGGGCCCGGGUCAGCCCGGGCCACCCCGGAAUCCGGGUCGCCAGCAUUGUCCGCCUCCCCCUCCACGUCGUCGCUCUCCUCCAUGACCUCCUCCUAUUACAUCCCCCUGUCUUCAUCGCCGAAGAGCGCCAACCAAUUGCUCGGCAGCCUGCCCCGCUAUCCGAAUGUCCGAGGGAGCUGGCACGCCGUGACCCAGGCCUCCGGGCCAUCGGCAUCGGCCGGCGUCCCGGCCAUGCCGGGCGAUCUCGGCCCCGGUCAUGAGGCUGCCCCCGACGGGGCAGCCAUCGCCAAGGGGGCCGCCGAUGCGGCCGAUGCCGCGGCCGAGGCUGCACCCAGGAUCCAGGUCGAGGCCGAGGUCGAGGCCGUCACCGGCCCUCGCAAUGGCGACAUGCCCUCCCCUGGCACUUCGGCCACCGGGGCGCCCGGCGAUCCGGGGCGUCGCCUGCCCGCUCGCCCGGGGCCCGACGAUGUCCAGCAGCAUGACCCUGAGGAGGUGGUCCGGCUACCGUACUUCCCCUCGCCCGGGACCGGGUACGCCGCGCCGCCCGAGGACCACCCCUCGGGCGUGUGCUCCAGCGUGUCAUACUGCCGGGAGUCUGGGCUGAUCUUCCCCCGGCUGGUGGACCACAGCCCGCCGGCCGACGACCUGACCCUCGAGCGCCUGGCGACGCGCCACUCGCCCGAUGGGAGUGGGGCUCUGGUGUGUGUGCACUUCCGGUCCUGGACAUGGGCCGGGUUCCUAGCGGCCCAGUCACGGUCCGGGCCCGGGGUGGCCGCCACCGCGGGCCUGAACACCGCGGCCGAGUCUCCACUGGCGCAUGCAUGCUCCACGGCCCCGGCACACGCGCGUGCCCAUGGUGCGGCCGCGUCGGGUGCCCUGCCGACGGCCGGUAGCCGGCCCGGUAGCAGGGCCUCUCUCGGCCCGACAGGACCUAGCCCCCUGGGGUGGGCCCCAGGCACCGGGGAACUGGGCCCGGGGUCGCGGGGAGCUCGAGCCGAGGCGUCCCCUGGUCACAUUGGCGCAGGCUCGGCCGGCUCGGCCGGCUCGGCCGCCGGCAUCGCCACCGCCACUGGCACCGCCACGACCACGGCCGCGGUUGAUUCGCCGGCUCCCCGGGCGCGGUCGCCCUCCUUCUCGCGCGGGGACUCGCCCUCCCUCGAGCAUUUGGGCUUGGCCGGGACGCCGGUGGUCCUGUCGGCCGCGGCGGCCGUCGCUGCCACGGUCUCCCCCUCGCACAAUCGGUCGACCAGUCUUCCCGGGCUGAUGUUCCGCGCGUCGCCCUUCCUGCCGCCGCUCUUGCCGCCGGCCGACGAUCCCUACUACUCGGCGGCCGCCUUCAUGGCUGCCUCGGCCGGGAGCCCGUAUCCGGCGCUGCAUUCGACGGCGGCGCCGUUGGGCCGCGGAUCGCCGCCGCUGCUCGGGCACCCGCCCGGGGACUUGCCCCCCUCGGCCUUUGGGGUCCUCCCCCGAUCGAUGUCCUUCAGCCCGUCGCUGGACUUCCUUCAGGCCUCCUCCCGCUCGCCGGCCGGUAUCUCCAAUGGACCGCCGGCAUUCGAUGACCCCCGGGCCCCGAUGCACAUGCGCGGCCACAGCUUCGACCAGUCCCGCCUGACACGAGGGCCCGGCUCGAGCCGGCCUCCGAUCCCCCCUUCGUCGUCUUCGCCCUCCGCCUCGUCCUUUGGCCAUGUCGGGCCUGACCGGUGGCGGCUGUCGCCCCUCCCCCCGGGGCCUCCGGACACCGGGGGCCCGAUGCGGCCCGUCCGGUCGGCAUCGCUCACCCGGCGAUCGAGCGCCGGAAAGCACUUUGCCGGGGCCAGUGGCUUCGGGGCGCACCACCACUCCCCGGCCGGGGGGGUGGCGGUCGCGGCUUCCGGCUCGCCCGGCAUGUCCCCGGCGCUGGAUGCCACCACCUCGCCCGGGCCCGCGGCAUCCCCGGUGCCCGAUGGUCCGGCCUCGGGUGCGCCCCCGGCCUCGGGCGCCUCCACUCCAGGCCCCCCCGGCCCCAGUGGCGAUGGCCAUCCCCUGGCCUUGGACUCGUUUGCCAUCGACACGCGGCACUACCAUCGCCGCUUGGGGCAGUGCUCUUCCUCUUCGCUGGUCCUCGACUCGCCGGUAGACUCGUCGCACACCGGGCAAGGUCAGCCGGACCAGCGGCCUGCUCGAGCGGCGCGGCUUGACGAGGACCCGAUGGCCGGCUGGCCUGGCGGCACACUGGCCCCCGCCGGGGCCGAUGCCGAGGAGCACCCCUCGCGCGGGCGGGCGGCCGACGAACUUCAAAGGGCCGUCGCUCGAGCCGAGCAUGCGGCGGCCCUGGCCGCUGCUGCUCGUGAUGAGGCCACCACGACCGGACGCACGGCCGGCCCGGUGGUCGAGUCACUUGGUGUGCUGCCACACGAGGCGGCCACUUUGCCGUUGGAGGAGCUCCUCGAGAUGGAGCUGGUUCUUGGCCACCAGUCGGCCCAGCCGGCAGAGCAUUAUCCCGAGUACGUCAGCCAACAGCAGCAGCAGCAGCUGCUGCAACUGCAGUAUUACCAAGAGUACCACGCCCAACAGCAGCAUCAGCAGCAGCAGCUGCUGCUGCAACAGCAUCUCCCACACCAAUCCCUUCACCCCGAUCAGCAGUGGUACUGGGCCGAUAGACAGGAAGCCGGAGACCCGCAUGGCGGGGCGGACUACGACCCUGGGGCCGAGUACCUCCGGCAGCUGGCCGAAUAUGAGCAGCAUGUUCAGGCCUUGCGGCAGCAACAGUACCUGGAGGCGCUGCAGGCAUCCCUCCAGCAGGAUGGCCCGGUGGAUCCGGCCAUCCUGGCCGCCGCGGCCAACACAUUCCUCCCGGGCUACGAAGGGGCAGCCCCCCCGCCGGGGCCGGCUCCCCAUCUUUAUCAGCAGCAGCAGCAGCAGCAGCAGCAGCACUUUAUGCAUGUUCAGCUGCAACAACAGCAGCAGAUGUUGCUGCUGCAGCAGCAGCAGCAGCUCCAUCUGAUGCAGCAGCAGCAGCUCCACCAAAACCACCUGCUCCUGCAACACCAGCAACAAUACCGUCAGGCCGAACACCCCUGGCCCAAGGACCCUGCAGGCGCUCCGGGCCCUCAUGUGGCCGACCACUCCGAUGGGGUGGAUCCCCAGCAGCACCGGGGUCUUCAUCGUCUGGUUUGA